CACACGACUCUGAAAAACUGAAAAUGAAUGAAAAAAAAAUGGCGACCAAAUAUCAAAUAUGUAUAAUCUAGAUAGUGUUAGUAAGCUCUCCAACGAACUCAUCCUCCCCAUCACAUAACAUCACUUAAUAUAUCAUCAUGGCUUCAUUUAGGUUCUGUGCUGAAUGCAAUAAUAUGUUGUAUCCUAAGGAAGACAAGGAUGGACAAAGACUUCUUUAUUCAUGUCGUAAUUGUGGGUAUACUGAAUUAGCUGAGAAUCCAAAAGUGUAUAGACAUGAAUUAAUUACUAAUAUUGGGGAAACUGCUGGUGUGGUACAAGAUAUUGGAAGUGAUCCUACUUUACCUCGUUCUAAUAAGGAAUGUCCAAAAUGUAACGAUAAAGAUUGUGUGUUUUUCCAAUCCCAACAAAGAAGAAAAGAUACUUCUAUGAUUUUGUUUUAUGUUUGUUUGAAUUGUAAGAAUGUAUUCCGAGCUUAAAAGAUCAAAAUGGUUAAAUCAGUGGUUGUUGUAUGUUGUUAAGGAAAGUUCCCAUAGAGUGAGGUAGACUUUAGUGUCAUCCUAGUUGUCAUAAUUUUGUAUUAUAGUGUUUAUUAUCCCCCCCUCCCCCCUCAUAAGUUUACGUUUCCUAUUCGUCAUUAUUUUUGUUUAUAAAGUUUUUCAUUUCUUGGUUUUAUACAUUUUUGACAAAUAUAGUCAAAUGUAUAUCUAUUAGUUAUUCAAAAUAAAAAGUUUUAAUAAUAUACAUUUUAUAUUUUAUAUUUUGAAGGUAUUGAUAUGGG
Messenger RNA from Scheffersomyces coipomensis, 778 nucleotides. Its product is annotated as DNA-directed RNA polymerase II core subunit. The record is from RefSeq and is a predicted model, not a curated record. NCBI's taxonomy places the organism in Eukaryota, Fungi, Ascomycota, Pichiomycetes, Serinales, Debaryomycetaceae. The transcript has a single exon. Gene Ontology annotation, molecular function: DNA-directed RNA polymerase activity; zinc ion binding; nucleic acid binding. The coding region runs from base 138 to 476 and encodes 112 amino acids. Gene Ontology annotation, biological process: DNA-templated transcription; transcription-coupled nucleotide-excision repair; maintenance of transcriptional fidelity during transcription elongation by RNA polymerase II. Gene Ontology annotation, cellular component: RNA polymerase II, core complex.